This is a messenger RNA of Anneissia japonica, 1166 nucleotides long. Its product is annotated as protein disulfide-isomerase A6-like. Lineage: Eukaryota; Metazoa; Echinodermata; Crinoidea; Comatulida; Comatulidae. Gene Ontology annotation, molecular function: protein-disulfide reductase activity; protein disulfide isomerase activity. Gene Ontology annotation, biological process: response to endoplasmic reticulum stress. The record is from RefSeq and is a predicted model, not a curated record. Gene Ontology annotation, cellular component: endoplasmic reticulum lumen.
AACACCGUUUAAGUACACGUGUGAUAGCAGAAGUGAGUGCUGUCGUAAGCGGGCUGAGAAAAGUUGUGGGCUUAGGCCUUAAAUCAUUUCGAUUGACUGAUAACCCUGUUGUUGUCAUUUUGUAAAGUGAGUGUAUUGCUGAAAAUGUGGAAGUCGUAUAGUCUAGUUUUGCUUGUGUUUGUGGCAGUAGAAUACUGCUUUGCUUUGUAUAGCAAAACAUCUGAUGUAGUUGAGCUCACAGCCAGCAAUUUCCAAGAUAAAGUUAUUAACAGUGAUGAUCCUUGGCUAGUAGAAUUUUACGCACCUUGGUGCGGCCAUUGCAAAAACCUUGUACCAGAAUGGAACAAAGCAGCUACUGCUCUCAAGGGCAUUGUUAACGUCGGUGCAGUUGAUAUGACGGCCCACCAAGCUGUUGGUCAACCAUACAAUGUCCGUGGAUUUCCAACUAUUAAAGUAUUUGGAAGCAACAAGAAAAAACCCACAGAUUAUCAAGGAGGAAGAACAGCAGAUGCUAUUACAUCUGAAGCCUUAAAAGUGGCUACACAAAUUGUCCAGGAUCGACUUGGAGGCAAGAAAUCCAGUGGAGGAGGAAGCAAGUCAAGUGGAGGAGGCAGCGGGGGAUCAGGCGGGGGACAGAAAAAAGGAGAUGGAAAGGAUGUUAUAGAGUUGACCGAUUCCAACUUUGAAGAGCUGGUUAUAGGAAGUGAAGACCAUUGGUUGGUUGAGUUCUUUGCGCCUUGGUGCGGCCACUGCAAGAACCUGGCCCCAGAAUGGGACAGCGCUGCUACUCAACUCAAGGGCAAAGUGAAGCUUGGAGCCCUUGAUGCGACGGUUCAUACAAUUGUAGCUGGAAGAUAUGGGGUUCGUGGAUACCCAACUAUUAAAUAUUUUGCUCAUGGUAAAAAGAACGGCGAAGCUGAAGAUUUCAAUGGAGGUCGUACUUCAGGUGACAUUGUUAACUGGGCAAUGGAUAAAUUCGCAGAGACUUUGCCACCCCCAGAGGUUCUUGAAAUCAUCAAUAAGGAAGUGUUAGACACAGCUGCAGCUAAUCCUCUUUGUGUGGUUUCUGUUCUACCAGACAUCUUAGAUACUGGAGCUGCUGGUAGAAACAAAUACUUGGAAAUUUUACAAGAUGUAGCUGACCAAUAUAAAAAGAAAGGAUGGGG